AUGUUGAUGAAGACAGCACUCAUCGCCCUCAUGGGCAUGACAGUGAUGGUUGAGGCCACCCUCCUUCCAAUGAACCCAGUCCCGAUGGGCUUGAGGUUGGAGGCCCGACAGAACAGAGGCAAGCAGAACAACCCGCAGGGAAAGAACAACAACCAGCAGCAGGGAAAGAAAAACAACAACAACGGGCAGGGAAAGAACAACAACAACAACAACGGGCAGGGAAAGAACAACAACAACGGGCAGGGAAAGAACAAUAACAACAAUAAUGGCGGCGGUCUCUGUCUGGAGCAGAGUUCUAUCAACCAGGCAUCCAAGACCACCGGCCAGACUGGCGGCCAAAUCGAGCCUGGCCAAGUCGAGUCGAAGACUGACAAUGCCAACUUCAUCAACUUCUGUGCCAAAAAGACGCUCACCGACGGCAAACAACUCAGGGGCGGCUCUUGCAGCCCAGUUAUCCAGGGUGACAUACCCGCAGCAGCAAAGAUGGUUUCAACUGUCAUCAUCAACCCCAAGAAUGGUGACAAGAUCCCCGCACAGAAGUCAUUCAAUGUCCAGGUCAAGAUCGCCAACAUGAAGCUUGGCUCGUUCACCAACGCUCAGAACACCUACUACACGGCUCCCCAGCAGCUUGAGGGUGGCGUGGUUGUCGGCCACACGCAUGUGACCAUCCAGGAUCUUGGUGGCACCAUGAACCCGACCCAGCCCCUUAACGCCGAGCAGUUUGCCUUCUUCAAGGGUAUCAACGACGCCGGCGACGGCAACGGAGGUCUCCAGGCGCCCGUCGACGGCGGUCUUCCCCCGGGAAUGUACCGUCUGUGCAGCAUGUGCGGUGCCUCCAAUCACCAGCCGGCUAUUAUGCCUGUUGCCCAGCGUGGUGCCCAAGACGAUUGUGUUCGUUUCGAGGUCAUCGACGAUGGUGGCAACGGCAAUGGCAAGAACAACAACAAUGGCAACGGCAAGAACAACAAUGGCAACGGCAAGAACAACAAUGGCAACGGCAAGAACAACAACAACGGGCAGCAGGGCAAGCAGCAGAACCAGCAGCAGGGCAAGCAGCAGCAGGGCGCCAAGGGCAAAGGCCGGAACGCUGUUGGAGCCGCUAACGCGCCGCCCGUUGAGGACUCUGGCGACUCGGCUCGCCCCUUCCGUGUGAACGGCGAGACCUUUGUCAACCGGGCGGCCGCUGUUCAGCGUUCGUGUGCCAUUCAGAACAACGCCUGCUCCGACGCCGUCAACAGCGGUGGCGGUGGCUCCUUGGAGGCCUGCCGUCAGCAAGAGCAGGCUUGCAACGCCAACGCAUAAGCAGCGAUUGGAAUGUUGUCUUUUCUGUUAUAGAACUUUUCUCUUGGGGGCUCAUUCCUCGCCGUCUUUGUCCUUCCCUCUCAAAUGACAAAAAAACACCCUUGACGGUCGUUCCGGGGGAUGGCGUAUACCCUCUUUACUCAACUGCGCAGUCCAGAGUGCCUCCCCUGCCGUUCUUGAACGACAGUUCCCGUCGCCGGGUGUGAUGGAAGAUAUCAUAGGCAAUUUUGCGUGGGAUCGUCUGGGGUCAUUUUGUUGGGUUGACGAGGUUGGAUUCGGUUGGUUCUAUUCCCGCGACUCUUUUUUUUUCUUUUCCGUCUGGGUUGGCUCAAGAUUCUAUAUAGCGUUGCCGGAAUCCACGAUGAUCGUCUAUAUAUACCUCUCUUGUCAUUGAUUUCUUUUUUUUUCUCCUAUCUUAUAACGCUGCUAAUGGAAGUUGAAUUACUUUUUUCAUUCAAUAUUUUCCCCCGUGUUUUGCACCAAACUUGAUAAAUCGAUUGAACAGCAAGAGAAAAUUGUCUAUAUGUAUAUAUAUAUAUAAAGAGACAGAGAGAGAGGGAG
This is a messenger RNA of Pyricularia oryzae 70-15, 1863 nucleotides long. RefSeq lists its product as uncharacterized. The transcript has 3 exons. The record is from RefSeq and is a predicted model, not a curated record. The coding region runs from base 1 to 1302 and encodes 433 amino acids. Lineage: Eukaryota; Fungi; Ascomycota; Sordariomycetes; Magnaporthales; Pyriculariaceae.